Heteronotia binoei (common prickly gecko) is the source of this 6375-nucleotide messenger RNA. RefSeq names its product kielin cysteine rich BMP regulator (gene KCP). Bases 231 to 6359 code for a protein of 2042 amino acids. Lineage: Eukaryota; Metazoa; Chordata; Lepidosauria; Squamata; Gekkonidae. Gene Ontology annotation, molecular function: protein binding. The transcript has 48 exons. The record is from RefSeq and is a predicted model, not a curated record.
CUUUGCCCUACACCAUUGCUGAAGAACACCACCUGGACUUGCCGGGACAACAUCUCCUCCCACCGGACUCCCCGCCACACCUGGAGCCACCGGCCCUCACAGACAUCCGCCAUUACCAGAGGGAGCCCAGCGAGUCUGAUUUCCCGCCCCCGGGGGCCGCCCGGUCCAUUCCGGGCAGCCCAGAAGAGAGGAUCCGGAGGCUGGAGGAACUGGUGGACGGACUCGGGACGAUGCUGGACAUGGUGAAAGAGCAGAAUUCCAACCUCUUGGGCCGGGUGAAAUCCCUGGAGGAGUGUGAAUGCCGACGGCUGGCUUGCUUCUGGGAUGGGCAGCGCUACGAGGACGGCACUUCCUGGGAUCGGGACCCCUGCACCACCUGCCUAUGUGUGCGGGGCAAGCCGGAGUGUUCGCUGAGACACGACCGACCGCGUUGCCUGGGCUGUGCAGAUGCCCGAAAGGAAGGCGAGACCUGGGCCCUGGAACCGUGUCAGAUUUGCCGCUGUGAGGGUGGCACAGUGUCCUGCAAGGUGGAAGAUUGUCCCCCGGCUCCAUGCCAGCACCCUGUCCUCUCUGAGGGGAAAUGCUGCCCGGAGUGUGGGGACUGCCUGUACAAGGGCCGUCACCUGGCCAACGGGCAGAGCUACCUGGAGGACUCCUGCGUCCGUUGCGUCUGCAAGGCGGGCACCGUGCAGUGUCAAACGGCCAAGUGCCCAGAGCCGGCAUGCUGGGAGCAUCACGUGCCCCCAGGAGAAUGCUGUCCAGUUUGCCUUCCAGGUUGUGAGUACGAAGGGCUGCAGUACCAAGAGGGAGAAGUCUUUGUGGCUGUGUCCAACCCCUGUAUGAAUUGCUCCUGUCUGAGGAGUCUGAUCCGAUGCCACCCGAUCCGGUGCCCGCCGAGCCGCUGCUCCAAACCCAUCCCCCGGCCCGGCCAGUGCUGCCCCAUCUGCCCAGCUUGUGAGCUGGACGGACGUCCUCUGGAACCCGGGCAGAAGCGCCUCUCAGCAGAUGACUGCCGGCAGUGCUCCUGCUCUGAGGGGGAGUUGGUGUGCGUCCCUGCUCAGCAGUGCCCCAAGACUUGCACCCACGGUGCACCGCCCGCUGUUGGCUCCUGCUGCCCGGAUUGUGCCCGCUGCCUUUUCCAAGGAACGCUCGUGCCCAGCGGAGGGGAAUUCACCGGCCGUGACCUCUGUGAGCGCUGCGUUUGCGAGGGUGGGAACGUUGUUUGCUCUCCGGUCACCUGCCCAAAGCUGGACUGUACAAUCACAGAGGAAGUGGCUGGCCAGUGUUGCCCCCGCUGCCCAGGUUGUGUGGAUGGGACCAGCCGCUACGAGCACGGCGAGGAGUGGACGCCCCCUGCAGACCCGUGCCUGAAGUGCAGGUGCCUGGAAGGCAGUGCCGUGUGCAAACGGAGGCAGUGUGCAAGUCUGUGCCGCCACCCGGCCCCACCUCGCUGGGGAUCCUGCUGUCCCGUCUGUGAUGGUUGCCUGUGGGAGGGGCGAGAGUACCGCAGUGGAGAUCCCGUGCGGAGCGGGGAGCCCUGCAAGCGCUGCAAGUGCAGGGCUGGGGAGGUUUCCUGUGAGCGGCUGGACACCGACUGCCCCCCUGUGCCCUGCAGCCACCCUGGCAAAGGGCCUGGCCAGUGCUGCCCAACCUGUGACGUUUGUGAAUUUGAAGCGCACCUAUACCAGAAUGGAGAGACCUUCAGCCCUGGAGGUGGCAACCCAUGCCUGCGGUGUUCGUGCACAGACGGCCACAUCCGGUGCCGGGAAGAGCUCUGCCCCCUUGCCCCCUGCUCCAAGCCUGUCCGAGACCCAGAGCGCUGCUGCCCACUCUGCAAAGUUUGUGUCCUUGACGGUGUGGAGUUCGAGGACGGCACGGAAUGGGAGCCGGAAGGAGAUCCCUGCAGCACCUGCGUCUGCCUCCAGGGGGAGCCGGUGUGCAGCGCCACCCAGUGCCCACCUGUCGCCUGCCAACACCCAGCCCAGCUUCCAGGCUCCUGCUGUCCAACCUGCCAGCAGUGCUCCUACAAGCAGCGGCUCUACAUCAACGGGCAAGAGGUCGUCGACCCGGACAGCCCGUGCCAAAGCUGUCGGUGUGCGGACGGCACGGUGCUGUGCUCCCCCACUGCCUGCCCACCGGUGGUUUGUCCGCAUCCGGAGAAGAGACCUGGAUUCUGCUGCCCCAGAUGUCCCGACUGCGCUCUGGACAACCGUGUGGUGCCGGAGGGUGAGGAGUUGCCCGACCCACAGAAUCUGUGCCAGGUCUGCUUAUGCACCAGCGGGGAGCUCUUCUGCACCGAGCGGCACUGCCCGGGAGCCCUCUGCGCCCACCCGUUGCCCGGAUCCUGCUGCCAGAACAACUGCAACGGCUGCAACUAUGCUGGGAAGGAGUACCCCAACGGAGCCGAAUUCCCCCACCCCACGGACAAGUGCCGGCGAUGCCACUGCAUUAAUGGAAACGUGCAGUGCCUCUCGACCCGCUGCGGCCCCCUGGUCUGCCCAGAGCCCUUCAGGAUGCCCGGGGAAUGCUGCCCUCGGUGCCCAGCCCCCCCAGCCGGCUGCCUUUACCUGGGCGUCUCUUAUCAGCACACGGAGCGGUUCUACGACCCCUCGGACAAAUGCCGGGAUUGCCUCUGCAGCAACGGGACUGUCACCUGCCAACGCCAGCCCUGCGCGCCGGUCCGCUGCUCCCACCCGUUGAAGCAAGACUGCUGCCGCUCCUGUGACGGCUGCCAUUACCAUGGGAAGGAGCUGGCUAAUGGAGAGCAGUUUGCAGACCCCCAAGAUCCCUGCGGCGUCUGUUCCUGCUGGGAAGGGAGCAUCACCUGCAAAGCCAAGGCCUGCCCCCCGCUGGAGUGCCCAUUCCCCAUCGCUGGGCCCUGCUGUAAGGUCUGUGAAGGUUGUGAGUACCUCUCUGAGCACUAUCUGGAUGGCCAAGAAUUCCCCGACCCCCAAGACACCUGCAGUCUCUGCUCCUGCCAGGGUGGAUUCGUCACCUGUGCCAAAAAGCCCUGCUACCAGGCAGGCUGCAGCCACCCAGUCAACGCGCCCGGGCAAUGUUGCCCCGUAUGCCACGGGUGCUUCUAUGAGGGCGUCACUGUUAGCAACGGACAGAUUUUUGCCGACCCGGGAGACUCCCUCUGCUCCCAGUGUACGUGCCGGGGUGGUUCUGUCCAGUGCCUGAGGAAGCUCUGUGCACCGGCCCCCUGUGCCUAUCCGGUUCCUGGUCCAUGCGCCUGCCCCCUGUGCCAAGUCUGGAGGACCCCCAGCCCGACGGCAGGGAGCUGGCCUCCGAGGGCAUUCCCCGCCCCCAAAGAGCCUCAUCACUGCACAACUACCCCUAACCACAAUGACAUCACCCGGAAGUCAUUGCACUUGGGACGUCAGGCCGGGGACACUCUAGGAUUUGCGAGAGGAGAGGUGUCCUGUGGGGCCCGCCUGUGCCCGUGCCGCCCCUGCUCCCACCCUGCGCAAGACCCCUGUGGAUGUCCCAUAUGCGACGGCUGCAGCUUCCAUGGCCGAGACUGCGGAGACGGCGAGCGCUUCCUUGACCCCCAGGACGCCUGCCGCCAGUGCACCUGCUUGGGCGGCACCGUGACAUGCCUGCCCACAGCCGUGCCCAGCCACGUCUUGCCAGAACCCAGUCGCUGUGCCUGGAGAAUGCUGCCCGAAAUGCACAGGAACCUGCCUCUACCAGGGCGUCUCUACCAGAGUGGCGAGACCUUCCCUUCACCACAAGACGCUUGCCAGAGCUGCAGAUGCUUGGCGGAAGUGGUGACCUGCCAGCCCAAGCUCUGUCCGCAACAGCACUGCACCCACCCCUUGCCCCUCACCGCCCCGGCCUGCUGCCCAGCCUGCGACGGCUGCCUCUACGAGGGCCAGAAGCACGCCAACCGACAAGCCUUCACCCCGCCCUCCGAGCCCUGCCGGCGCUGCAGCUGUCUGCACGGCAGUGUGGCCUGCGUCCCUCUCGUCUGCCCCCCAGCACCGUGCGCCAGCCCUGUCCGCAGGCCAGGCCAGUGCUGUCCGGACUGCCCAGUGUGCCAGCAUGCAGGCGAGGAGUACCCCGAAGGUGCCCAAUGGCUCUCUUCCCUGGAUCCGUGUCAGCAGUGCUCCUGCGUGAAUGGCGAAUCCUCCUGUGAGCUGGUGCCCUGCGAAGACCCGCUCUGCUCCCACCCAGCUCUGGGCCCUGGGCAGUGCUGCCCGCUGUGCCAUGACUGCCUCUUCGAAGGAGAGCUCUACACCCAUGGGCAGGCCUUUAACCCCGAGUCUUGUCUCCAGUGCAGCUGCCGGGACGGAAAUGUCCAGUGUGAUGUCAUCCAGUGUCCCCUGACAAGCUGCUCCCAUCCAGUGACUGAGCCGGGGGUCUGUUGUCCCCGCUGCAAAGGUUGCGUGUAUGAGGGCCGAGAGCGGGCGGACGGCAGCCGCUGGCUUUCCUCCUCCGUGCCUUGCAUGGCGUGCAUGUGUGUGGAUGGCGUGGCUACGUGCGCCGAGAUCGUCUGCAUCAGCUCCUGCGUCAACCAGAUCGAAGUCCCCGGGGAGUGCUGCCCGCUGUGUGCAGACUGCAGUUAUGACGGCCGGCUCUACGGACCAGGGGAGAGUUUCCAGCCAGGAGGGGAUCCUUGUGAAAUCUGUACCUGUGAGCUGAUGUCGGACGGUGAACAGCAUCUGCAGUGCUACCGGAAACAGUGCCCCAGCCUGGUGGACUGCCCCCGGGACCAGAUCCUGCCCCCUGGCCCCGGGCACUGCUGCUCCAGUUGCGCUCAGGCGCUGAGCAACUGCACUUCCGGCCUGGUGGGCAAUGAGGUCCAUGCCACUGACGAGCCGUGCUACACUUGCCAAUGCCAGGAUCUGACCUGGGUUUGUGUGCACCAGGGAUGCCCGCUUCUGAGUUGCCCCACGGCCGAGCAGUUCACACCUCACGGUUCCUGCUGCCCCAUCUGUGACGAAUGUGUGAUCGAAGUUGACGGGCGACACGUGUCUGAUGGAGAGACCUGGAGGGACAGCGCUGACGACUGCGUCACCUGCUCAUGCAGUCUGGGGCACAUUGAGUGCCACAUCCAGGAAUGUGUGCCGGUGGUGUGCCAGGAUGGGCAGCUGAAAGUGCAGACGCCAGGACACUGCUGUGCCCAGUGCCAAGAUCCCAGCAUCAGCUGCUCCCACCUGGGCCGCACCUUUCAGGCCCACGAGCAGUGGCAGGUGGACGAAUGCACUGCCUGCACCUGUGUCUCCGGGGAGGCCCACUGCCGCAGCAAGCGCUGCCCUCCGGUUGCCUGCGCAGCGGAUGAGACCCCCGCCGUUACCCCUGGCAUGUGUUGCCCGCACUGCGUGCCCCGUCCCGCUACCUGCGUGGCCUUUGGCGACCCGCACUACCGCACUUUCGAUGGCAAGAUGGUCCACUUCCAGGGCGGCUGCACCUACAUUAUGGCUCAGGACUGUGACGGAGGAGAUUUCAGUAUCCAUGUGACCAACGAUGACCGUGGGCGCCAGGGUGUGUCCUGGACCAAGGAAGUGACAGUGUUGAUCGGUGACACCACCGUGCAGCUGCUGCAGGACCGGGUCGUCAUGGUGGAUUCCCAGACUGUGACCCUCCCCUUCCUGAAGGAACCUCACCUGUACGUCGAACUCAAGGCCAACACCCUCCUGCUGAACACCAACAUCGGUGUGAAGGUGCUCUGGAAUGGCCGCUCCCAUCUGGAGGUCAGCGUUCCCGGCACCUACAAAGGCCGCACUUGUGGUCUUUGCGGCAACUUCAACAGCUACCCUCAGGAUGACCUCCGGCUGCGGACCGGGCAGCUCACUCUGUCAGAAGCCGCCUUUGGCAACAGCUGGAAGGUGGUCAGCGACAACACCACAGAACGUGGCGGCUGCGCCGAUGGGCAGGACGUAGACCCCUGCAAAGAGACCGGCUACCGCUCCCGCAAAGAAGCCAACGCCCGCUGCAAGGCGCUGAAGCUGCCGCCGUUCGAGCGCUGCCACGCCGCCGUCCCUCCGGAGCCGUUCUUCGCCUCCUGCGUCUACGACCUGUGCGCCUGCGGGACGGCCAGUGGCGACGACUGCCUCUGCGAGGCCCUGGAAGCCUACGCCGCUCAGUGCCGCCAUGCUGGGCUGGUGCUGCAGUGGCGGUCGCCCACACUCUGUGCCGUGGGCUGCCCCCAAGACAGGGGCUACGUGUUUGACGAAUGUGGACCUCCCUGCCCCAAGACCUGCUUCAACCACGCUGUGCCCCUGGGGGUGCUGGAAUCCCACUGCUUCAAGGCCUGCGUGCCAGGCUGCCAGUGCCCAGCCGGGCUGGUGGAACACGAAGCUCACUGCAUCCUGCCCGAAGCCUGUCCUCCCAUCGUCCACGGCACCCUCUGAAUUGGAACUGGGCCGC